AUGUCCGGCCUGGACGCGCCCGACAUCGCCGCCGCCUACGCCGCCGUGCGCAGCGACAAGGACGCCACCAACUGGCUGCUCAUCUCCUACCCCUCCGCCGUCGGCAACCAGCUCACCCUCACCGCCACCGGCACCGGCGGCCUGGCCGAGCUUGCCCAGUCCCUCGACGCCGCCGAGGUGCAGUACGGGUACGUGCGCGUCGAGUACGCCAACGACGCGGAGAGCACGCGGGUCAAGUUCGUGCUGGUGGUGUGGAUCGGCGAGGGCGCGCGCGUGAUGCGGCGCGCGCGUGUGAGCGUCGAGAGCGGCGACGUCAAGCGCGUGCUGGCGCACCACAGCGUGGCGGUCACGGCGAGCGACGUGGGCGAGCUGGGGGAGGGGGAGAUGGUGGCGAGGCUGCGCAGGGCGGGCGGCGCGGACUACAACGGAGGGAGGGGGUAG
Molecule: messenger RNA, 441 nt
Organism: Cordyceps fumosorosea ARSEF 2679
Lineage: Eukaryota; Fungi; Ascomycota; Sordariomycetes; Hypocreales; Cordycipitaceae
Product: ADF-like domain-containing protein
Exons: 1
Coding region: 1-441 (146 amino acids)
Biological process (GO): regulation of actin filament polymerization
Cellular component (GO): cortical actin cytoskeleton; actin filament; plasma membrane
Molecular function (GO): actin filament binding
Source: RefSeq, a predicted model, not a curated record